AUGUCACUGGGACGUCUGAAGCACGCGGACAGCGCUCUUUUGCUAAAGUGUAGACGACUCCGUUCGUUAUCACUGUUCUCAAUCAAAUGCAACAUGGCUGAGCCGGAUGAGCCUUCCAAUGAUUUCGUCGAGUUUGUGAUUGUAAAGAGAAGUUCUUCCUCUUCUUCUCCAGAAGCGAUACUGUUGUACGAAUCAACAAACCGAAGUAAGUAUAUUGACUUAUGUUUGUCGAAUUUCAUCCAAAUAUUUGACAGUUUCUCCGAGUACUAAGCUGAAAAACUACUUGCAGCAUUUACGGCCCAAGCUGGAUUCUUGGUUAGCGACUUAAGAGAGCACAAUGGACGACAUCUUUCAAUCAUAACUACCGCUGGAAACACUGUAGGAAUCAAACGAGGAAAGCGAGGUAAUGUUCUAUGUGCUUUUUUUCGUUGCAUUUGUUGAUAACCACGUCUUGGAAAACAUUGCUUCUCGUCUUUUAAAGGAGACGUUCAUAGAAGAUACACGAUUGAAAACGAUGGCUUCCAACUCGCUGUCACUAGAACGUAUUUGCCGAAUUCCUCGGUAAGCCUAGUUAUCAUUUACCAAUUUUCUUUCUAUAAUUUUGAUAUUGUCGUAAAACCCACAAAUUCCUUAGAUACUUAUUCAUUCGAUUCAUUAGAUAGGUACCAAAAAAUCGAUUUUAAGGCAAAAGUUAUUUCUCACCCUACUUGUUAGAGCAAAAAAUUACUUUGAAUUACACCAUAAACAGAAUUUAGUGUUAGUAACACUAUCAGUUACACAAUCUUCUAUUACAUUAGCACCUCCACAUCUGUUUUAAGUCUAAAAUAGACUCCAAUUUUUUUCUCUAGAUCUAGGAAACUUUCUUGAGGCCGAUCAAGUGAAGGGAAUGCUCCUGUUAAGCAUGUUUAGCCCAAGUAAUUUGUUAAAAGAAUGGCUACGAAAUAAAUUCCAUGAACUGACUGAG
Pocillopora meandrina is the source of this 964-nucleotide messenger RNA. The record is from the annotation of a GenBank genome assembly. Lineage: Eukaryota; Metazoa; Cnidaria; Anthozoa; Scleractinia; Pocilloporidae.